Microtus oregoni (creeping vole) is the source of this 3028-nucleotide messenger RNA. Its product is annotated as transforming acidic coiled-coil-containing protein 3-like. Gene Ontology annotation, biological process: mitotic spindle organization; cerebral cortex development; cell population proliferation. Lineage: Eukaryota; Metazoa; Chordata; Mammalia; Rodentia; Cricetidae. The record is from RefSeq and is a predicted model, not a curated record. Gene Ontology annotation, cellular component: cytoplasm. The transcript has 15 exons. The coding region runs from base 905 to 2731 and encodes 608 amino acids.
GGGCUGUCCAUCGCGACACCGCUCACCGAGCCGGUAAGAGACAGGGGCGUCCAGUUCCGGACAGUUGGUAGGUUGUCGCCACCACCGCAAAGCCGCCCGCGAGGCACUCUGGGAGACGGAGUUCGAGUCAGGCCGCCCGAGGGGCAUUCUGGGAGACUGAGACACGCCUGUCAAGGGGCCCGCAAAGCAUUCUAGGAGAUGGAGUCCCGCCUGAGUCUGCCCGUGAGGUCCUGUGGGGGACAGGUGACAAUCUCCCCAUAGAGUGACGCGAAGACCACUCUGGAAGACAGUUUCGUUAGGCCGCCCCGGGCACUCUGGGGAGACCCUCGGAACCCCGCGCCGACCCACAAAUCGUGAGCCACCCAGAGACCCCCCGCAUGGGUGCAUCCUCUCCCUUAUAAGCAGCUCGGAGAAGACACUGCAGCUGGUUCUAUUUAAUGGCUGAGAAAAGCCAAGCCAGGGCGAACUGCUGUCUGACCGCCUUCGCGGCCGACCCUGAGACUGUCGGGGCGAUGAUGGACACCACAAUGUCCGGCUACCGACUAGCCGAAUUGGCCUGCUGUGCUAACCUGUGGUUCCCACGCGCCCCGACGCUCCCACUGUGCCCUCAAUCCCGGAAGCGGAACUGCCUGCGCGUGAAGGGCGGGACCAGGACGGCCUGAUAUUGGCCGCCCGCCUCUGUGGCGUUCUGGUCCUGCCGCGCGCUGAUUGGCCGCGGAACGUCAACUCUCGGUAUUUGAAUCUGGGGCGGGCUCACUCAGCGGCCGUCGGUCACGGACUGCGAGAGUAGAGCCGGUUGGAAUUCUUUCAUCUCGGUUUCUCCAGCUCGGAUUCCUAGCGUGGAGCAGGGACGCCGCUCCUCCCUUGCUGUGGGCGUCGGCGCGGGCCCUCAGCAGUACGCAGAAUGAGUCUGCAUAUCUUAAAUGACGAAAAUGUCCCCAGUGAAAAAAGUUCAGAAAGCUGUGACUUCCUGUUUUCACAACCAGAACUUACCGGAAGAUCCUCUGUUCUUUGUCUGUCACAGAAAGAAAAUGUGCCACCCAAAAACCAGGCUAAAGCUGCCAAGGUGACUUUUCAGACACCUCUUCGGGAUCCACAGACGCGCAGGAUCUUAAGUCCUAAUGUGACCAACAAACUCGAGACUUGUUUUGCUCUGGAUGGCGCUGUUGAAUUAGAAAAGAAUCAGUGUGUCUGCUUACAGGAAGAGAAUCAGCUGCCGUUAGCCCCAGUGGAUGAUACACCUGUGGUUCAGUUGGCAGCCGAGAUCCUAAAAGCAGAAGGUGAGGUCCAGGUGGGAAUCUUGAAUUCUUCAAGUACUUCAGCUUCCACAAGUUUUCUGGACAGUGAAUUGGUAGCGCCUCCUGCUGAGCCAGUUCUGGAGCCUUCUCAUCAGGGACCAGAGCCUACCAUGGAUGGCAAACUGUUGGCGCCUCCUGCUGAGCCAGUUCCGGAGCCUUCUCAUCAGGGACCAGAGCCUAUCUUGGACAGUGAGCUGGUGGCGCCUCCUGCUGAGCCAGUUCUGGAGCCUUCUCAUCAGGGACCAGAGCCUACCAUGGAUGGCAAAUUGAUGGCGCCUCCUGCUGAGCCAGUUCCGGAGCCUUCUCAUCAGGGACCAGAGCCUAUCUUGGAUGGCAAACUGUUGGCGCCUCCUGCUGAGCCAGUCCCGGAGCCUUCUCAUCAGGGACCAGAGCCUAUCUUGGACAGUGAGCUGGUGGCGCCUCCUGCUGAGCCAGUUCUGGAGCCUUCUCAUCAGGGACCAGAACCUAUCUUGGACCUAAAGGAAGAGAGCUUCAGAGACCCAGCAGAAGUUCUAGGUACUGGCGCUGAAGUAGAUUACCUGGAGCAGUUUGGGACAUCUUCGUUUAAGGAGUCAGCCUGGAGGAAGCAGUCUUUGUACUUGAAAUUUGAUCCCCUCCUGAAAGAAAGCCCUCAGCGGCCAAUGCCAGUGGUCCCAGUGACAAAUAGUGAACAGGAUGCAGAUGAGCCUGGCUUGGGAAAUCCAAUAGAAGGCAAGCUUGUGGACUUAGAUUUCUCAGGAGCUCCGGAUGUUCCAGUGCCAGGCCCACCCUUGUGUGUCCUUGAGCCUAAAGGCCUCCUUCUGACUGAGCCUUUUGAAGAUGUGCUACAAUACAGCCAGAAAGACCUAGACGCACUGGUGAAUGCAACACAACAGGAGAACUUGGAGCUGAGGAGCAAGUAUGAGGACCUCAACAGGAAGUACUUGGAGAUGGGGAAGAUCAUGGAUGGGUUUGAGAAGAUUGUGUACAAAUCAAUGGAGGAGGCUGAGAAACAGAAGGAACUCGCAGAAGACAAAAUCAAAAAGGUUCAAAAAGAGAGAGACCAACUUAUUGCAGACCUGAACUCCAUGGAAAAGUCUUUCUCUGACCUUUUCAAGAGGUUUGAGAAGCAGAAAGAAGUGAUUGAAGGCUACCAGAAGAAUGAAGACUCUCUGAAGAAAUGUGUUGAGGAAUACAUAGCAAAGAUUGAAAAGGAGGGCCAGAGGUACCAAGCACUGAAGGCCCAUGCAGAAGAGAAGCUCAACCUGGCUAAUGAGGAGAUUGCCCAAGUGCAUAGCAAGGCCCAAGCAGAGGCACUGGCCUUCCAGGCAAGCCUAAGAAAGGCACAGAUGCAAAUCCACUCACUGGAGAAGACUGUGGAACAGAAGACUAAAGAAAAUGAUGAACUGACCAGGAUCUGUGAUGACCUCAUCUCUAAGAUGGAGAAGAUCUGACUGCAACCAGCCAUCACCAACCCUCUGUCUGCCCAUUUCUUUGUCUAUCUGAUUUGUCUUUUGUGUGUGGUCUUUAACCCCUAUUCAUUCCUAAGUUAUAUUACCUUGAAGAAUAAAGUUUCUUAAUUUCAAACUCAAAAUCAACCCAGGUCCUGUUGUUUAUAACAAGCUCACUUGCCUCUGUUUUUCCAGGUAGUUCAGCUUGGCUGAAAGUUUCUUUCUUUUCUUUUUUUUUUUUAAUUAUUUAUUUAUUUAUUUAUUAUGUAUACAAUAUUCUGUCUGUAUGCCUGAAGGCCA